This is a messenger RNA of Sorex araneus (European shrew), 699 nucleotides long. It is a transcript of the gene C10H12orf60, whose product is annotated as chromosome 10 C12orf60 homolog. The transcript has a single exon. Lineage: Eukaryota; Metazoa; Chordata; Mammalia; Eulipotyphla; Soricidae. Bases 1 to 699 code for a protein of 232 amino acids. The record is from RefSeq and is a predicted model, not a curated record.
AUGUCUUCAGAGUCAGAAAAGGAUAAAGAGAGGUUGACUCAAGCUGCCAAAACAUUCUUCUUCCAAAUGCAAGAAAUUUCUUCCUUGACAAAAACCUUCACUGAAAUGUUUAACAAAGGUAUGCAUGCUCAGAUUAAUCUGGGACCUGAGAAAGAAGAACGUUUUGUUAAAGAUGUCUUUGAACAAAUUCUCAAAGUCUUUAAGGAGAUGCAAAGUGUACUGGACCACAAAACGCAAUCUUUGAGUUCCAGUGUUUCAGCUGCUGUUGACAAGGUUAGCAGUCUAAAGGCGAUUCCUCAGAAAGCCAAAGAAAUGUUAAAAACGGCACCAACCAUUGCUCCCAUACUGAAUACUGGGAGUAGCAUCUUUAUCAAUUUGGAGUCUACUCUUGCACUCCUAAUGGAAUAUCCCAUCAUGAAUCUUAAAUUAGUUGAUGUCUAUAGAAAAGAGAUCCAAGAACCAGCGGGCGCGACCACCUCUAAGAAGUCCGAAGGAUCAGAGUCACCACAAACCGUUACAAAAGAUACCCUGCAAACUUUGCAGGAGACGUUGAAAAUAGAGACCGCAGAGAAUAGCACGGCCUCCACUGCGGAUCAGUUAGAGCAAAUUACUAAGAAUCUGGGAACAAUCUUACAGCUCCUCCAAACAGCCAUCCAGAGUAUGGAAAGCUUAAUUUCUAUGUAUUCGAAGGCAAAUUAA